UUUUUCUAUUUUGGAAGGAGGAUGUGUUGAUUUUGAAUUGUAAAAUUUCAAAAUUUGUAACAUAAUGUCGACACCAUUGGAGCAACAGGCUGAGGAAAGAGAGGCACUGCAGGCCAUUUACGAAGGCGAUUCCAACUUUAAGGAAAUAGACAGUGCAACCUUUCAAUAUAAAUAUGGCGAAGAAGAUAACUACAAGUCCUUUCUCGUGGAGCUAAAGUGGGGUGAAAAAUAUCCAGAUGAACCGCCCACGAUUAACAUGAACACAUUCUACAAUCGCAAUCUGAUACCUGCAGUCAAAGACGAGAUUCAGGCCGCUCUUAGCAAUGAAGCUGGCCAGUGGCUGGGAUGUGGCAUGACCUACACUCUUUUUGAGUGCCUUAAGGAUAAUAUUGAGGAAUUGACUGCCGCCCAACUGGAGCCAAUUCCUUGUGUUUCAGCUGCGGAAGAUGGAGUGGCUGCAUUAAAAAUAUCCGACACUAGCGGCCUUGAUGCAAAGAAAAAGGAUCCCAAAAAAGAGCAGCUAACGAAAGCACAAAAGCGGCGCCAAUGGGAGCGCACCGAUCACAAAGGAGAUCGUCCACGAGGUUGGGAUUGGGUAGAUAUUGUUAAGCAUUUGUCCCAAACUGGCAGUAAGGAUGAUGCAGUCGCGUCCGCAGAAAGUGCAGCAGCGGCAUUCUCAGCAAUGUUACAUCCACUGAAUUCUUAGGGAUAAAGUAGCACAAUCACUGCUUGUUUAGUUAACUAAUUAAGGUUUGUACAAAUCCAGUAGUGGGUAAAACAGAAGCAGUAAAAAUAAAAUACUGUUUUCUACACAUACAUA
Messenger RNA from Scaptodrosophila lebanonensis, 820 nucleotides. Its product is annotated as RWD domain-containing protein 4. Lineage: Eukaryota; Metazoa; Arthropoda; Insecta; Diptera; Drosophilidae. Gene Ontology annotation, molecular function: protein binding. The record is from RefSeq and is a predicted model, not a curated record. The coding region runs from base 65 to 706 and encodes 213 amino acids. The transcript is spliced from 3 exons.